This is a messenger RNA of Fusarium tjaetaba, 984 nucleotides long. RefSeq lists its product as uncharacterized. The transcript is spliced from 2 exons. The coding region runs from base 1 to 984 and encodes 327 amino acids. The record is from RefSeq and is a predicted model, not a curated record. Lineage: Eukaryota; Fungi; Ascomycota; Sordariomycetes; Hypocreales; Nectriaceae.
AUGGAGUUCAAUAUCCUCAUAGUGCUGAUCUCGUUCCUGAUCGGAGCUGCGUUCGCUUCACCAUUGGCGAAACGUAACAGAACUGAAGGACUGAGCAAAAGGCUCAAAGGCACCGACUUUUCUCGCCCCGAGCCUCUUGAUCGUUUUAGAAACGAUCCCAGGUUUGCUCUUGGACCUAGUCUGUUUGUAGCUCCAGCGAUCAGAAACAGCUCCUUUGUGACUAGGCGCAUCAUGCAAAAGAGACCAGAUACAGGAGAAUACGAGUCAAAGUUUUACCAUAUUUGCCAGCCUGGCAACAAGACCGAACAGGAGUAUAAGCUCCCGAAACCUGACGAGAACAUAGACGUCUCGCUUGACAAGAUGGAAUAUUCUGAGCAUGAGAAGAAGACUUUGGCCGAGGUGCUUCUCGAAAGCCUCAACAAAAACCUGGAAGAGUCCGUGAAAGAAAACCAUACCGGUCAUACUCAAAUUAUCGAAAACCCCAAGAUGAUGCCACACGUGUGGCAUGACUCCCUUAAGUCACACACCAAAGAAGAUAAAGACGAGGACAAGGACCACGAGGAAGACAACAGCCAGAGUGAGAACGACAGCGACAGCGACGACGAAGAAGAUGCAAAAAAGGGAAUUAAGAAAGUAUUCAGAAUGAUUCAGAAGCGAGACGACGAGAAGGAGGAGGAGGAGAAGCCAUAUCUAUGGCCUGAACACAACAGACCAAAGGUCUCCGAGGAUGGGAAGUUCAGAUACUUGUACUCCAGCGAGGGAAAGCAAUAUGCUGUUGCAACUCCCCAGCAUCUUGCCAAUGAGACUAAUCGCCACGAGAAGGCCCAGCAAGACAAGGAGCAGAAGUUGGACAUUAUUCAACACGAGCUUCAGAAGGAAAUGGACGCAAAACUACAGCAGGAGCACAGUAGAUUGAAGCACGAGAACAAGAUGAAGUUCAAUGCGUCAAAGCCCGAAAAGGACGAACAAAUUGCUCGACUCUAG